Molecule: messenger RNA, 1865 nt
Organism: Xyrichtys novacula (pearly razorfish)
Lineage: Eukaryota; Metazoa; Chordata; Actinopteri; Labriformes; Labridae
Source: the annotation of a GenBank genome assembly
GCCGAACGAAACGGAUGUCUCUCUCCGCGACCACUGAGUUGUGCAGUCGUUUUGGUCCCGCUCUGUUUCGUGAAUUGUAAAUUUGCUAUGCUCUUACGCUGAGUCGCAUUCAAUCAUUCGUUAGCUCACCUUCCUGACUGAACGAUUCGCUUCGAUUGGACUUAGCUGUUUUUGGUUGUCUAUCCGUAAGAGCAUAACAAAUACAUGACACAGAAACGAGUCUUUGAAUCCACACGCGCACACACACGCCCUCCACCCGUGAUGCACAAAAAGCGCGGCGGAGGGUCGAGGUCAACUCACCCUCAGCUCUUUCUGCUUGUCAAAAUGGUGAUCUAAAAACUCACCUCUGCUACGCUGUCGUGAAAACGUUUGACUGAAAACCUUUGCUGUGUUCCUCUUUUCGCAGUACGGGGGGGCACUGGAUCCGCAGGAGCGAAGAAAGAGGAAAAAAAACAAAUAAAGUCGAAGUCUUGACACGCAUCUACAAAAAGGAUCGUAGAGCAGAGAGUAGAGUAAGUAGUCUAUCUAUCUAUCUAUCUAUCUAUCUAUCUAUCUAUCUAUCUAUCUAUCUAUCUAUCUAUAACGUUAUAUAGAUAGAUAUAUAGUUAUACGCUUUUCUCUUUUUUAUUUUUUUUUGUUUUUGUUUUCCUUCUUUACCCUGUCGUGAAAACGUUUGACUAAAAACCUCCGCUGUAUUCUUCUGUUGCACAGACUCUUUUCGCAGCGAAGAGCGAAGAAGGAGGAAAUUCGUCUGUGAAUCAACUUAGAGGAGAAAAAAAAGCGCUCUCCUGUACUGGCUGGCCUCUGCGGCUACAGCCGAAGACGAUCUCGACCUCGAGACCUCGAUCUCGAGAAAAAGGAGCGGACCGCGGCCGAGAGAGGACGACGAUGAAACGCACGGCGCGCGGACGUAGACGCAGGGGUCGAGGAUUCGUCUGCGAGUCGACAGAGAGGAAUAAGAAAAAGCGCUCUUCCCCGAGAGCUUCCUGCCUCUGCGGCUACAUCUUCCCGGAGAGCGUCCCGCCUCUGCGCGAUUAUUAAUAUGUGUGCGUGUGUGUGUGUGACCUGUGCGCGUGUGUUUUCUACACUGCCUGUGUAUUCUUUUUUUGUUUGUUUGUUUGUUUGUUUUUUUGUUCACAGCGCCCUCUGCACGACCGGCCAUCCCGCGGGGGACGGUCACGUCGUCUCUCAGCCUACGCGUCCGUUCUUCUCGUCAGCUGAGCCGGCGACGGCAUGGGGACGGAAAGGACGGACCCGUGGUUCUGAGACGACGCGUCCCCCGCUCCAGGAUUUGGCCUCUGACGCGCCGCACGUCGACGGAGAGGAGCAGGAAAGUGCGCUCUACCCCCCCCCUUCCCCGGGGGCGUCCGGCCCAGCGCCCUCUGCACGACCGGCCAUCCCGCGGGGGACGGUCACGUCGUCUCUCAGCCUACGCGUCCGUUCUUCUCGUCAGCUGAGCCGGCGACGGCAUGGGGACGGAAAGGACGGACCCGUGGUUCUGAGACGACGCGUCCCCCGCUCCAGGAUUCGGACUCUGACGCGCCGCACGUCGACGGAGAGGAGCAGGAAAGUGCGCUCUACCCCCCCCCCCCUUCCCCGGGGGGGUCCGGCCCAGCGCCCUCUGCACGACCGGCCAUCCCGCGGGGGACGGUCACGUCGUCUCUCAGCCUACGCGUCCGUUCUUCUCGUCAGCUGAGCCGGCUACGGCAUGGGGACGGAAAGGACGGACCCGUGGUUCUGAGACGACGCGUCCCCCGCUCCAGGAUUCGGCCUCUGACGCGCCGCACGUCAACGGAGAGGAGCAGGAAAGUGCGCUCUACCCCCCCCCUUCCCCGGGGGCGUCCGGCCCAGCGCCCUCUGCAUGA